Messenger RNA from Pelmatolapia mariae (spotted tilapia), 5011 nucleotides. RefSeq names its product gastrula zinc finger protein XlCGF46.1-like. NCBI's taxonomy places the organism in Eukaryota, Metazoa, Chordata, Actinopteri, Cichliformes, Cichlidae. Gene Ontology annotation, cellular component: nucleus. Gene Ontology annotation, biological process: regulation of transcription by RNA polymerase II. The record is from RefSeq and is a predicted model, not a curated record. The transcript is spliced from 3 exons. Bases 486 to 1961 code for a protein of 491 amino acids. Gene Ontology annotation, molecular function: DNA-binding transcription factor activity, RNA polymerase II-specific.
AUGCGCGUCCACAGAGCAGAAAGUAGGCUUAGAACACAGUGGAUUGUGCUUUUAUCUUCCACGGGACCUUCAUAUUUUUUCAAGUCGGCUAAAGCAAAGAUCGUGUGGCUGUGCUGAGCCUCCUUACUGCUCGCCCUCUGGUCUCCGGCAGAUCAAGUUUCUGUUUCUGAUGCUUGAUUGGAAAGAUAUACGCUCUCGUAGCUCACGCAGCUUGGUCUCUCAGCUUGGUAUCUCUACUUGGCCUCUCGGUGACAACGCUGGGUGAUCCUGUCGGUCAGCUUGGAAUAAAUCAUCUGUAAACAAAGAACUUGCCCUGGUGGUGAUUGACGAGAGUAACAUGCUGGGGAGUGGAGGUCAGUGAGCCCACUGUCUCUACUAAUCCUAGUCCAACUACAAAGCCGGCCUGCUUGCCUCCUUCUCCGUUCGUGGAUCUUUAGUUUGAAUCACUCUGAGAGGGGAUCGAGGGUGACUGGGAGAAGAGUCUGAUGGAGGAGCAGCUCAGCCACUGCAGUGAGAAACAUCGGUUCUUCAUAAAAGGCAAAAAGGGGGAAAGCAUGGUGAAACCUCGGCACAUUGAUGACCUCAACAAAAACCACCCAACACCAGCUAAUACAGAUGAACCAGUUGUGAUCCCGAUGGAAAAGACUUUUACUACUUUGAAGCAACCCAGAAGACGCCGGCGCACUGACACUGGGAAAAGGUUUACCUGUGAUCAAUGUGAAAAGUCUUUUACUCAGAAAAACAGCUUAAAAAAACAUCAGCUCAUCCACACUGGAGUUAAAGCAUUCAGCUGCGAUCAGUGUGGAAAGUCUUUUACUUACAUGAAGGGUUUAAAACGUCAUCUGCUCAUCCACACUGGCAUUAAACAAUUUGUCUGUGAUCAUUGUGGAAAGGCUUUUACUUACAAGUCUGCCUUAAUAAAACAUCAGCGCAUUCACACUGGUGCUAAACCAUUUGUGUGUGAUCAGUGUGGAAAGACUUUUGCUCACAUGGAUAGUUUAAAAACUCAUCGACUCAUCCACACUGGUGCUAAACCAUUUAUCUGUGAUCAGUGUGGAAACGCUUUUGCUCGCAAGGAGAGUUUAAAAAGUCAUCGACUCAUCCACGCUGGAAUUAAAUCAUUUGUCUGUGAUCAUUGUGGAAUGGCUUUUACUCUUAAUAGCAGCUUAAAACAACAUCAGCUCACCCACACUGGCAUUAAACCAUUCAGCUGUGAUCAGUGUGGAAAGGCUUUUUCUCAUAAUGGCAGCUUGAAAAGACAUCAGCUCAUCCACACUGGAUUUAAACCAUUUAGUUGUGAUCAAUGUGGAAUGGCUUUUACUCUUAAUGGCAGCUUAAAAAAACAUCAGCUCACCCACACUGGAUUUAAAGCAUUUAGCUGUGAUCAGUGUGGAAAGUCUUUUACUCAGGAUGGCAGCUUAAAAAAACAUCAGCUCAUCCACACUGGAUUUAAAGCAUUUAGCUGUGAUCAGUGUGGAAAGUGUUUUACUCAGAAUGGCAACUUAAAAAAACAUCAGCUCAUCCACACUAGAUUCAAAGCAUUCAGCUGUGAUCAGUGUGGAAAGUGUUUUAGUCAGAAUGGCAGCUUAAAAAGACAUCAGCUCACCCACUCUGGAGUUAAACCGUUCAACUGUGAUCAGUGUGGGAAUUCUUUUAGUCACAGGAGUUCCUUGAAAGAACAUCAGCUCGUCCACAAUGGCACUAAACUAUUUGUCUGUGGUCAAUGUGGAAAGGCUUUUACUUACAUGAGGGGUUUAAAAACACAUCAGCUCGUCCACACUGGUGUUAAACCAUUUGUCUGUGAUCUUUGUGGAAAGGCUUUUGCUGACAUUUGGGUUUUAAAAAAACAUAAACUAAUUCACACUGGUGCUAAACCAUUUGUCUGUGGUCAGUGUGGAAAGGCUUUUGGUCGCAUAGAUACUUUAAAACAUCAUGAACUAAUCCACACUGAAGUUAAAUAGUUUUUAUGUGGUCAGUGCUGAAAGGCUUUUACUUGUAUCGAUAUAUUUAAAAAGCAUGAGAUUAUCCAUACUGGAAUUAAAGUGUUUGUGAUCAGUGUAGAAAGUCUUACUCAGAUUAGCAUCUUAAAUUUGCAUAAGCUUAUCAAUGCUGGAGUUAAACAUUGAAGUUGUGCAUAGUGUGGACAUUCCUUUGCUAGGUUUUAUCAUCUAAGAGGAAAAUCACAAUCUCACCAACUAUUAAACCACUGAAAUAUGAGGAGUAUGGAAAGUCUUUUAUCUAUAACACGAACUUAUUGAGGAUCAGCAAACCCACACUACAGUGGCUUGCAAAAGUAUUUGGCCCCCUUGAACUUUCCCACAUUUUGUCACAUUACAGCCACAAACAUGAAUCAAUUUCAUUGGAAUUCCACGUGAAAGACCAAUACAAAGUGGUGUACACGUGAGAAGUGGAACGAAAAUCAUACAUGAUUCCAAACAUGUUUUACAAAUAAAUAACUAAAAAGUGUGGUGUGCGUAAUUAUUCAGCCCCCUGAGUCAAUACUUUGUAGAACCACCUUUUGCUGCAGUUACAGCUGCCAGUCUUUUAGGGUAUGUCUCUACCAGCUUUGCACAUCUAGAGACUGAAAUUCUUCUUUGCAAAACAGCUCCAGCUCAGUCAGAUUAGAUGGACAGCGUUUGUGAACAGCAGUUUUCAGAUCUUGCCACAGAUUCUCGAUUGGAUUUAGAUCUGGACUUUGACUGGGUCAUUCUAACACAUGGAUAUGUUUUGUUUUAAACCAUUCCAUUGUUGCCCUGGCUUUAUGUUUAGGGUCGUUGUCCUGCUGGAAGGUGAACCUCCGCCCCAGUCUCAAGUCUUUUGCAGACUCCAAGAGGUUUUCUUCCAAGAUUUCCCUGUAUUUGGCUUCAUCCAUCUUCCCAUCAACUCUGACCAGCUUCCCUGUCCCUGCUGAAGAGAAGCACCCCCAGAGCAUGAUGCUGCCACCACCAUAUUUGACAGUGGGGAUGGUGUGUUCAGAGUGAUGUGCAGUGUUAGUUUUCCGCCACACAUAGCGUUUUGCAUUUUGGCCAAAAAGUUCCAUUUUGGUCUCAUCUGACCAGAGCACCUUCUUCCACAUGUUUGCUGUGUCCCCCACAUGGCUUGUGGCAAACUGCAAACAGGACUUCUUAUGGUUUUCUGUUAACAAUGGCUUUCUUCUUGCCACUCUUCCAUAAAGGCCAACUUUGUGCAGUGCACGACUAAUAGUUGUCCUAUGGACAGAUUCCCCCACCUGAGCUGUAGAUCUCUGCAGCUCGUCCAGAGUCACCAUGGGCCUCUUGGCUGCAUUUCUGAUCAGCGCUCUCCUUGUUCGGCCUGUGAGUUUGGGUGGACAGUCUUGUCUUGGUAGGUUUACAGUUGUGCCAUACUCCUUCCAUUUCUGAAUGAUCGCUUGAACAGUGCACCGUGGGAUGUUCAAGGCUUGGGAAAUCUUUUUGUAGCCUAAGCCUGCCUUAAAUUUCUCAAUAACUUUAUCCCUGACCUGUCUGGUGUGUUCUUUGGACUUCAUGGUGUUGUUGCUCUCAAUAUUCUCUUAGACAACCUCUGAGGCCGUCACAGAGCAGCUGUAUUUGUACUGACAUUAGAUUACACACAGGUGCACUCUAUUUAGUCAUUAGCACUCAUCAGGCAAUGUCUAUGGGCAACUGACUGCACUCAGACCAAAGGGGGCUGAAUAAUUACGCACACCCCACUUUGCAGUUAUUUAUUUGUAAAACAUGUUUGGAAUCAUGUAUGAUUUUCGUUCCACUUCUCACAUGUACACCACUUUGUGUUGGUCUUUCACGUGGAAUUCCAAUAAAAUUGAUUCGUGUUUGUGGCUGUAAUGUGACAAAAUGUGGCAAAGUUCAAGGGGGCUGAAUACUUUUGCAAGCCACUGUAUGUGUGUCCUUUUGGAGACAGUGAGAAAUACAGAGGAUCUGAACAAAUCUUCUGGAUGCUAGGUCAAACUUCCAAAGCUUGAGAUCAGACUUCACAGAAUUCAGCUUUAAUAAUUGUCAUCAGUGGCAAGAAAGAAUACAUGUGUGUAAAUGAGAGGGAGACAGGUGUAACAGUGGUCAAAGGAUACUUGGCAAAGGAUGAUGAUGAUGGAGCUACCAGGCAAAAUGAAAAGGUCUUGUGACUUUUCCUUUUGCCAUUAAAUAAAUAAAAAUGUUUUAGCAGCAUGUAGAUAUUUAUUGUAGCAGUGCUUAAUUCUGUAAGUAUUCUAACAUGAAUUGCUUGCAUUGAAGGAUAGGAAGGUUAACAAUUAGAAAAAGUGCUGUAGCUUUAUUGUCGCUGUAGUAUGUAGUUUCUCCACUUGAUGGAACAUGUCCUUUGUAAUGAGGUGGAGUUGUAUGCAUUUGCUAACUGUCUGUCAGAGCUUCCCAAAUUUUAAAAUGUCCAUCUCUCCCAUUGAAUAAUGAAAAUGAAAAACAUGCCUGUUUGAGGCUGGCAGCCAGCAUGUAAAAAGAGUUUCUUUAAAUUGUUCAUAUUACUUUCUUACAUGUUCUAAUUUUUAAUCAAACUGUUUAAUAAAAAGCAGCAGAGUCCUUUCAGAAACUCCUGAUUGUUGUUUCAUAAAUCUAAUGGCUCUUUACUAGAAACCUAAAUUAAACUCAUGAUUAAAAAGCCACUGAUGCACCAAGGCUUAGAAAUCUAUGCACACAUAAUAAACCAAGCUGUUCAGUAAAGAUCGAAUUGAGGAAAAGGUUGUCAUGUUAAUAUGAUGCAAAAAAUGUUGACUUUAUCUGUUCUGUGCAAACAUCUAUGUGAUCUUGCUGACCAAACAUUAUUACCAUCAUGUGAUCACAAAAAGAAGCAAAACGUCUGCACAGAUUACGUCCUUGGUCAAUCUGAAAGGCCUGUUGGUGUUUAUUUGGCUGUCCAUCAUGAGAUAAUUAGUGAAGUAAACGGCACUGUUUCUGUUGUAACUUACCCAUGUGAAAUGUGUUUUAAAUGGUCUCUGUUGUCUUAAAAAUUAUGUGAGUCAGUUUUGCUGCAUGAAGAGAAAAUGAAACCUGUAAUUUUUAUGUUG